AUGGCAAGAAAGCCGGCAAAAGUCCAAAGGCCUGUGGUUGUGCAAAGAGCAAUGUACAAGCUGAAAUCAGAAGAUGGACAGGUUUUUGAGACCGAUCGGAUGGCGCUCAAGAAGUCAUCGGUUUUCGAACAACAUCUUCUCGCGAACGGCAUCGACGACAGUAACUCCUCCGAAAUGCAACCAUUUCUCGUCCCUUACCCGGGAAUUGUCAUUGAAAUGAUCAUCCGUUGGCUGAACCAUCAUCGAGACGACCGUCCGAGACAACGACGAACCCUCUACCGGGACAUUUCUCACUGGGACAAGGAGUUUCUCAAAGUGGACACCGGUGUCCUUUUCAAAAUGCUCAACGCUUCACACUACCUGAAAAUUGAAGAGUUGACGCAUCAAGGAUGCGCCGCCGCGGCUGAAUUGAUACGUGGAAAGAGUACGGAGGAAAUACGAAAGAUCUACGGAAUUAAAUCGGAAGAGGAGCAGAUGGAAGAGGAUAUUGCCAACGGAUUGCCAGGACCCUCAGGAUUGCAGAAUGACUCUUGA
Molecule: messenger RNA, 534 nt
Organism: Caenorhabditis sp. 36 PRJEB53466
Lineage: Eukaryota; Metazoa; Nematoda; Chromadorea; Rhabditida; Rhabditidae
Source: the annotation of a GenBank genome assembly